GUACACACCGACACCUUGUUUUAGAGCCAGAGAGAGUAUGAACUUGUGUUGCUAACAAAAGAAGAAAAAAAGAGAGGAGAUCUUCCAUGUGAAGAGAGAGAGAGAGGGAGUAGCCUUGGUCUUGGGGAUUUCAUAGAGAAAGCAAAGCUCUUUUUCUCCCUCCCUCUCUCUCUCUGUUUCUCUGACUCUAUGCAGCAGAAAUGUGCAUAAAAGAGGAUAUGGCGCCAGAGAGAAGAAAGGAACUCCAAGAGUUAAGAUAGUGAGGUCUGUGUGUUCAGUGUACCUUCUUUGUUUUUCCUUGUGCUUAUUUUCAUGUGGGCGAAGCAACAAGGAAAGACAAUAAAGAUAGCUCCUUAUUAAGAAGGAUCUCUGUCAAAUAUGGGAACUUUGGCACUUGACAAUGAAAACGUAGGCUCGGAUGUUUACUGCCAAUUGGGGCUAAGGGAAUCGGCAAAGGGAGUUAUGAAAAUCCCUCGGGUUCUGUCACCUCUCUCAUCACUUCUUGAGAGAUGUGUUCAAAAGAAUGAGAUGCUAUUGGAGGCAACGGACAUUAAAGAAGUCAUGACCAUAUUUCAUGGUUUACGAGCACCCACUUUGAGCAUUCGGCAAUAUAUUGAUCGCAUCUUUAAAUACUCUGGCUGUAGCCCAUCAUGCUUUGUUGUUGCACAGAUCUAUGUGGACAGAUUUAUCCAGUGCACAGAAGUCCGUUUAACUUCUUUCAAUAUUCACCGGCUUCUGAUAACAAGUGUAAUGCUAGCAGCGAAGUUUAUUGAUGACGCAUUCUUCAACAAUGCAUACUAUGCCAAAGUAGGAGGAGUGAGCACUAGUGAGUUGAAUAGGUUGGAAAUGAAGUUCUUGUUUACUAUAGAUUUCAGGCUUCAAGUUAGCAUAGAGACAUUUAAGAGAUAUUGUUCUCAGUUGGAAAAGGAAGCUGCAGGGCUCCAGAUUGAACGUUUGAUCCAAGCCUGUGGGAUCAAAGAGAAUUGGUCCAACAAAGACGAUUCAACUUGUGCUCCUACAGUUGCAAGAUGACAAUGCCAAUAUCAUCUCAACGUUUUAUUACACGAUUUUUCUGAAUUGCGAUUGAAUUUUUUAGUAUCUGAUUGUUUGGCUUGUAAGCCACGAAAAGCACUUCAAUGAACAAUAACUUUAGUAUCUCACUUUCGUUUUGGGCGGAGUUUUGGUUUCCAUUUCUCAAAUUGUAAGAAACAGAUUAUUCAACUUUAUGGGUAAGAAAGAGUGUGCAGUGAGUUUUCCA
This is a messenger RNA of Prunus dulcis (almond), 1258 nucleotides long. RefSeq names its product cyclin-P3-1. Gene Ontology annotation, molecular function: protein kinase binding. The transcript is spliced from 3 exons. NCBI's taxonomy places the organism in Eukaryota, Viridiplantae, Streptophyta, Magnoliopsida, Rosales, Rosaceae. Bases 379 to 1032 code for a protein of 217 amino acids. Gene Ontology annotation, biological process: regulation of cyclin-dependent protein serine/threonine kinase activity. The record is from RefSeq and is a predicted model, not a curated record.